Gracilinanus agilis (Agile Gracile Mouse Opossum) is the source of this 3306-nucleotide messenger RNA. Its product is annotated as structural maintenance of chromosomes protein 6-like. The coding region runs from base 1 to 3306 and encodes 1101 amino acids. Gene Ontology annotation, cellular component: site of double-strand break; nucleus; Smc5-Smc6 complex. Gene Ontology annotation, biological process: double-strand break repair via homologous recombination. The transcript has a single exon. NCBI's taxonomy places the organism in Eukaryota, Metazoa, Chordata, Mammalia, Didelphimorphia, Didelphidae. Gene Ontology annotation, molecular function: single-stranded DNA binding; damaged DNA binding. The record is from RefSeq and is a predicted model, not a curated record.
AUGUCUAAGAGAAAAGAGGAGGGUUUCCCCCAGGCUACGAGUCACAAAAGAGCGCGGCCGAGGCCCGAGGGGGACUCGGAUGAGGACCUGGAGAGGGUCUUCUUUGAGGGCGUGUCUCACCAGACCGUCGUAACACAUGACAAUGUUUCAUCUUUUCAAAAUGCUGCGUCUUUUCAACAUGUUGCGCCGCCACCUGCAAAUGUUGCUCCUCAGUGGACCUCGGAGGAGGUCGGGGUCAUUGAAAGCAUCCAUGUGGAGAAUUUUAUGGGCUAUUCCUCCCUUGGGCCAGUGUAUUUUGGACCUAAUGUCAAUUUUGUGGUGGGACGCAGUGGGAAGAAUGCAUUGUUAACAGCUCUGAUAAUUGGGCUCGGUGGCAAAUCCUUGGGAACGCCUUUGAAAGACUUGGUGAAAGCUGGAGAGGUUUCAGCUCGCAUCUCAGUCUCGUUAAAGAACAAAGGGGAUGAUGCUUUCAAACCCGAGUUUUACGGGCACUCCAUAAUCCUACUGCACCACAUCGGGGUAGAUGGGAGCACAAGCUGUGAACUCAGAAAUCGGGCAGGACGCUUGGUUUCUGUUCAGAAGGAAGAGCUCCUGGCCAUUCUUGAGCAUUUUAAGAUUCGGGUAGAUAAUCCAAUGUCGGUUUUACCCCACGAGAUGGGCAGGCAGUUGUUGCGGAUCAGAAAUGAAAGCGAUAGAUACAAAUUGUUUCUGAAAGUGACUGAGCUUGAGCACAUGAGAGAAGAGUGUAAGAAAAUUUUGGAGAGAAAGGCCAGAAGCCUGCACGAGAUAGAACAAGGGCAAGAGCAACUUGACCUUCUCAGGCGGCAGGGCCUAGAGAUAGAAGAGCAUUUCAAGACUAUGGUUGCCUUAGGGAAGAAAUUAGAGGACUUGAGACAUGAGAAGACUUGGGCCCUGGUGAAUGAAACCGAAAGAACCAUUGCUAAUAUGAUAAAUAACAUAAACGUGGAAGACCAGCACACCAUGAUUUUAAAUCACGACCUGGAGGUUUCCAGAGUCACAUACAAUGAAACCUUACAGAGGUACAUAGCCAUUCAUGAGAAUGUGCUUAAGUUAAAUGAAGAAGCUGCCCUAUUAGAGCCCAAAUGCCUUGAGGCAAAAGAAGAUGCUAAGAGGAGGGACAGGGCUUAUCGCCAAGCUACAGCUUUCUAUAAUUACUCCCAGAAUGAAUUGAUCAAAUUAGACAAAGUGGCCGAAGAGCUUCAUGCCAAAAUUGUACAAGUGAAAAAGAAUCUGGAGCUGGCAGAGUUGGAAAAACAGAAAAAGAUUUCUGUGUUAAAGGAAAAGAUAAAUAACUUUAAGGAGCAAGAAGAUUCGCUCGUUCAGGAAAUAAAAUAUCUUCAUCAGUCCAUAGAAAAAGAUGAUGAAGAAUAUUCUAGGAUCAGGGAAGAAGAGUCCUAUGUGCAGGAAAUGCUGAAUGAGGAGCAACAGCAGCUAAACCAUUUGAGAGACUAUAAAUCUGACCCACUGAAACGAUUUGGACCCCAGAUUCCAGCCCUUAUCGAGGCAAUAGAUGAGGCCCAUAAGCAAGGGUACUUUGCCUUCAAACCCAUAGGCCCCCUGGGAGCUUGCAUAAGGGUUCGUGACCCAGAAUUUGCUUUGGCUAUUGAGUCUUGCCUAAAGGGCCUUCUCCUUGACUUUUUUUGUGACAACCACAAAGAUGAGCAAAUCCUUCAGGAGCUGAUUAAAAGGUUCUAUCCAGUGGGCCCUACCCGACCCCAGGUAAUUGUGUCACCCUUUGCGUGUGAGUUGUACGAUGUAACAGAGAGAGCAGCUUCUCACCCAGAAUUUCCAACUGUUCUCGCAGCUUUAGAAAUAAAUGAUGCCGUGGUGGCCAAUACUUUGAUUGACCUGAGGGGCAUAGAGCAAGUGCUCCUUGUUAAAAGUAGUUCUUUCGGUAAUUCCGUGAUGCAUGUUCAGGCCCCCCCCAAGAACUGUAGCAAAAUUGUGAGUGCUUGUGGUGACCGAGUUUUUGAGGUGCGCUAUUACUCCUGUGAAGAUCUGAGACCUAUUUACUUAGGGGACAUGGAAAUCGAAAUAAAUCAUCUGCAGAAAGAAGUGGAAAGCAAAAUGGCUCAGCUGUCGGCAUUUCAACAGCUUGUGUAUUCACUUCAAAAUGACAUCAGGAAGAAUCGAGACACCAUUGACACUCAUUACCGACAUUUAAGAGACAUCAAGGUUAAAGUAAUAAGCAUCACUUCAGAAAUACGAGAUCUCGAGGAUGAAGAGGAAAACCAGUCCAUAGAUCUCUCAAUCCUGGAAGAUGAAGCUCAAGAAAUUAAAGUUGAGAUGAAGCAAGUUGAGGAGAAGAUAAGACUUCGAAGGGAAGAGAUGGAGAACUUAAGGCAACCAAAAAUAGAGGCCGAACAGAGACACGAAGAGUUCAAGAUGAAAUGCAGUCAGGUCUCAGCAUUAGUUGAAUCCCUGAUGGAAGAGCGAAACCAGACCGGUUUAGAAGUGAAUGCUCAACACCAGUCUCUGAUGCAUUAUCAAAGCAGACUCAAACAUCACCUAGAUGCCGUCCAGGUGAUCAAGGAAGAGCUGGUGAUCAAAGAGAGAGAACUCGAGAGGGAAAUAGCCAAGGCAAGCUACAUCUGUCCCCAGCGUAUAGAAGUUACCAGAGCUCCUGAUGUUCUGGACCGAGAAAUUGAUAUGUUAACCCAGAGGAUCCAGUCAGAAAACUUCACUCACAGAAGCCAGGAAGAAAUCAAGUUGCAGUACCACCAGGCAAAAGAAAGAUAUCUGGAUCUGAGUGGCAAAGUGAGUAAUAUGAAAAACCUUAUCGAGACACUGGAUGAAAUAUUGCUACAGAGAUAUGAUACCUACCAGAAAAGCAGAAAAAACCUUUCUCUGCAGUGCAAGUUGUUCUUUGACAGCUUACUAUCUCAAUGGUCCUUCUCUGGGGAGUUGCGCUUUAAUCACAGGAGCGAGACCCUUUCUAUCAAGGUCCAACCUUGCGGUGACAUGCCAGCCUUAGCAGCAGGUAGGCAGGCCUUCUCAAACUUUUUGUUCUUUCUCACUCUGUGGUCUGUCACGGAGUCUCCCUUCAGAUGCCUGGAUACAUUUGACAUCUACAUGGACAGGAAGAGCCGAAAAGUCUCCAUGGACAUGCUCCUCAAGAUAUCCAACUCCUACCAGAACCACCAGAUCAUCCUGCUCUCUCCACAGAACAUGAGCCCUCUUCCCCUGAGUCCACUCAUUGAAGUAUUCGAAAUGCCUGACCCUGACCUUGGAAGGGAGAAGAUGAUCUUCCCUUUUGCCACAGGCAAUCCCGAAAAACGACAUUGA